This is a messenger RNA of Triticum turgidum subsp. durum (durum wheat), 366 nucleotides long. The record is from the annotation of a GenBank genome assembly. NCBI's taxonomy places the organism in Eukaryota, Viridiplantae, Streptophyta, Magnoliopsida, Poales, Poaceae.
AUGGACCGGAAGCGCAUCAACGACGCGCUCGACAGGCACCUGCGGGCGGCCACGGAGCGGUCGUCGCCCUCCACCUCCCGCGGCACCAAGCCCAAGCCGCCCCCCGCCGCCGCCCCCAAACCCAAAGAGCAGCUGGAUUCGGACAGCAGCGAGGGGGGCAGCGCCGGCGGGUCCUCGGAGGCGGACGACACCUUCUGGAUCAACUGGUUCUGCGCCAUGAGGGGCAACGAGUUCUUCGCCGAGGUGGAUGAUGACUACAUCCAGGACGACUUCAACCUCUGCGGCCUCAGCGCCCAGGUCCCCUACUACGACCACGCCCUCGAUCUCAUCCUCGACCUCGAGCCCGUCCAGGGUGUUUGCCGAUGA